Chiloscyllium plagiosum (whitespotted bambooshark) is the source of this 923-nucleotide messenger RNA. The record is from RefSeq and is a predicted model, not a curated record. Lineage: Eukaryota; Metazoa; Chordata; Chondrichthyes; Orectolobiformes; Hemiscylliidae.
GUGGCAUCAUUGACGUGAAUUGUUUGCAUUGUCUUUUCUGCCCGUUUCAAAGUGAAAUACAACGGGAGAGAAUUUGCAGUUGCUGUUUUGUUGGCAAUUACUCUAUCACCUCAAUAUCAGAAAUACACAUUCUUCAUCUGACUGCUAGGAGCCAGCAACCCUGUAGCUAAUCACUGAUUCUGCUGCGAAGCCGUGUGUGGAAUAAUCAUUUUCAGGACUUUUCAGCUCGUCAAUGAGGAGACAAGUGUCUUGAGAUGGCGUUGAAAGGUUGGGAACCUGGAACACAAUGUAUAGCUAAGUGUGACCACAAAACCACAAAGAAAGAUGAGCUAUCUUUUCACAAGGGAGAUAUCCUGACAAUUAUUAAGGUUGCCAAUAACAAGGGAUGGUAUAGAGCAAAAAUUAAUAAGACAGACGAAGAAGGUCUGAUAUCCAGAAAUAAUCUACGUGAGCGUGAGGCCAUUCGAGUUGACCCAAACCUCAGUCUGAUGCCAUGGUUCCACGGGAAGAUCAGUGGGGAAGAUGCAGUGAGGGUGCUCCAGCCUACUGAGGAUGGCCUGUUCUUGGUACGAGAAUCCAUUCGACAUCCUGGUGACUAUGUGCUGUGUGUCAGCACAAAAGAGGAAGUCAGUCACUACCGUGUCAUUUACAAAGACAACAAACUAACUAUCGAUGAAGAAAACUAUUUUUUCAACCUUAUUGAACUUAUUGAGCAUUAUAUGAAAGAUGCAUGUGGACUUAUCACCAGAUUAACCAAACCCAAACUUAAGGAAGGCACAAAGUCAGCUGCAGAGGAGCUCUCGAAAACUGGCUGGGUACUUAACAUGCAACAACUAACAUUGGGAGAACAGAUAGGGGAAGGGGAAUUUGGAGGUGGGUGUUUAAUGAAUUCAUUUCUAAUCUUUUAGUUGUUUGUUUGUGAA